UGAAAAUCGUAUCUGAUAAGAAAUUACAUAAAAUGUCAUUUGAAUGUUGCUGCUCAAAAAUGCUUUAUAUUGAAUUGAAAAAAUCAUUAAAAACUAAAAAAAUCUAACUGAAUUGUUAAUAAUGGUAUCUGGAAUUGUAUCUGGCAGGUUAGCCCUAGUUACAGGUGCAGGGUCCGGUAUAGGCAGAGCCGCCUGUCAAGUUCUUUCUCGUGAAGGAGCUACUGUUAUAGCUGCGGAUAAGAACUAUGAAGCCGCAUUGGAAACUAUAAAGAAACAUAGUGCCUUAGCUUCAGGAUCAAAUGCAGUGGGUGAUCAUAGUGCCGUAGAAUUGGAUGUCUCAAGUUCAAAAUCAAUAUCUGAACUUCUUAGCAAACUGCAACGACAAUAUAAAGCUCCUCCAACUAUUAUAAUUAACUCAGCAGGCAUAUCAAGAGAUAAUUGGAUGCUGAAAUUAUCUGAAGAUGACUUUGAUAGAGUACUAGAUGUUAAUUUAAAGGGCACAUUCCUCAUUAUGCAAACAUUUGCUAAAGCACUGACGGAGGCUUCUCUACCUGGAUCUAUUGUAAAUAUUUCUAGUAUUGUUGCUAAAUAUGGAAAUAUAGGAACAAGUAACUAUACAGCUAGCAAAGCAGGUGUUAUUGGAAUGACUAAAUCUGCUGCUAAAGAGUUAGGAAAAUUUAAUAUAAGAGUAAAUGCAAUUUUACCUGGUUAUAUAGACACACCAAUGGCUGCUACAAUUCCAGACAAAGUUAUGAAGAAUUUUCUCAAAAGGACACCAUUAGGAAGAUUAGGAGACCCUAUUGAAAUAGCAGAAGUAAUAACGUUCCUUUCCUCCGAUAAGAGUUCGUUUGUCACAGGCGCAACUGUCGACGUUACCGGAGGAUUUUAGCCUUCAUUUUUAAUUAUAAAUAUUUUUUAAUAUUCUUCCUAAGUAAAGAAAUAAAUAAAUUGUAUGGUUAGGUUUAAAUUUUUAUAUGUUUGUAUACAUUGGGUUAACUUGGUGCUUAAUUAUAAUGAACUAGUCCUAAGAGUACAGUGGAACAUUUACAAUGAAACCUGUGAUAUAUAAAAAACUGCUAACAUAGAAAUAUGUUCACUUUAGAUCUAUGUUAAUACAAGAUAGUACAAUUGUGAGAAUCAAAUUUCAAAACCUAUUGUUUU
Papilio machaon (common yellow swallowtail) is the source of this 1161-nucleotide messenger RNA. Its product is annotated as estradiol 17-beta-dehydrogenase 8. Gene Ontology annotation, molecular function: oxidoreductase activity, acting on the CH-OH group of donors, NAD or NADP as acceptor. The record is from RefSeq and is a predicted model, not a curated record. The transcript has 7 exons. NCBI's taxonomy places the organism in Eukaryota, Metazoa, Arthropoda, Insecta, Lepidoptera, Papilionidae. The coding region runs from base 122 to 889 and encodes 255 amino acids.